This is a messenger RNA of Lotus japonicus, 483 nucleotides long. RefSeq lists its product as uncharacterized. NCBI's taxonomy places the organism in Eukaryota, Viridiplantae, Streptophyta, Magnoliopsida, Fabales, Fabaceae. The transcript has a single exon. Bases 1 to 483 code for a protein of 160 amino acids. The record is from RefSeq and is a predicted model, not a curated record.
AUGGCGAUAGGUAACGACACCUCACCCAACAUAUCCGAAUCCGAACCCGAUCGGCUACUCAGCUCCUACACGGAGCUGCUCUUAGGCUGCGAAUUCAGUGCAUGUCGAGACCUUGCCCGUAGGAUCCCAAUGUCCGACACGAACAUCAGUGCUCAAGUUGACCAAAUCUUCACCAUCACUGAGGUGCUUGGCUCCUCCACGCGCCACCCGGGCACCACCCACCUUGAUCGGUACUCCACCCUCCAGCUCAGCCCCGCUGAUGCAGCAAACCGCGAUAAAGUGUGUAACCAGUUUAAAACACUCAUGCGCCUCCUGAAUCCCAAAAAGAACAAUUUUCCACUAGCAGAUAACGCGCUCAUGCGUGUGAGCGAGGCCUGGUUGGUCCUCUCUGGUCCGGUCCAGCGAGCCCGGCUCGAGCGUGAUUGCCUUCGCGACAAUGAUGACCAUGGGAUGACGUCGUUUUGGAUGAUGUUCCUGUAUUGA